Molecule: messenger RNA, 459 nt
Organism: Cucurbita pepo subsp. pepo (vegetable marrow)
Lineage: Eukaryota; Viridiplantae; Streptophyta; Magnoliopsida; Cucurbitales; Cucurbitaceae
Molecular function (GO): calcium ion binding
Source: RefSeq, a predicted model, not a curated record
AUGUUUAUCCCCAAACUGCAAGCUUCCAUGGCUAAGUAUGAAGCAAGCGAGAUGAUCAAGAAGAAUACUAGAAAUGGUGAUAAUGUUCAACUAAAAGCUUUUAAUGGCAUUGCUCGAGCUUCAACCCAAGUCAACAAUCAAGGCAUGGUACCAGAAAUUCUUAGAGAUAACAAAAAUGUCGGGCCCAAGUUUAGUUCAAAUACUCAUCUAAAAGCAUCAAAUAUGCAAUUUAGUCGAGAGAAGAUGAAGGAGAUCUUUAGAUAUCAUGAUAGUGAUAAAGAUGGUUUUCUCAAUAUAAGAGAGCUAACAAAAGCUUUUGCUUUUCUAGGCUCAAUUAUUCCAUUUGAGAAAGCUUCCUAUGGCAUGACAUAUGCUGAUGCAAAUAAAGAUGGCCUUAUUAGCGAGGCUGAACUUGACAAACUCGUUGAUUAUGCCCAAAAGUUUAUGAAGAAGAAAUGA